AUGACGGCUCAAGUGAGCCAGGAGGUUGUAGCUCCAGUGGAUCCGAUAAUGAGUAUGGCUACUUUGAAAGUGAGAGAUUUUGUGAGGAUGAACCCUCCAGAGUUUUAUAGCUCUAAGGUGGGAGAGGUGCCUCAAGAGUUUAUAUAUGAGGUCUCUAAGAUGUUGGACUUUGUGAGAGUGACUCCGGUAGAGAAGGCAGAGUUGGCUUCUUAUCAACUCAAGGGGGUUGCUCAAGUUUAUGACCUCCAAAUUGAGGAAGGGAAAAUUGAAGAAACGUUGAGGGAGAGGAAGAGGUUGAGGAUUGAGGAUGAAAAUUCUUCUCGGACAAGGUGUGAUAAGAGACAUUCGGGUAAAUGCUUAGUGGAUUCCAAUACUUACUUCAGUUGUGGUGAGUCGGGCCAUAAGAUAAGGCAUUGCCCUAUGGUUGCUAAGAAUGUAAGGGAUAGUCAUCGUAGGUCUCAGCCUUAUCUUUCAUCCGGUCCUACUGGUACAACUGCUAGUGCUCCAUAG
Solanum stenotomum is the source of this 510-nucleotide messenger RNA. RefSeq lists its product as uncharacterized. The transcript has 3 exons. The record is from RefSeq and is a predicted model, not a curated record. NCBI's taxonomy places the organism in Eukaryota, Viridiplantae, Streptophyta, Magnoliopsida, Solanales, Solanaceae. The coding region runs from base 1 to 510 and encodes 169 amino acids.